Messenger RNA from Dipodomys ordii (Ord's kangaroo rat), 1215 nucleotides. RefSeq names its product brain-specific serine protease 4-like. Gene Ontology annotation, biological process: proteolysis. The record is from RefSeq and is a predicted model, not a curated record. Lineage: Eukaryota; Metazoa; Chordata; Mammalia; Rodentia; Heteromyidae. Bases 1 to 1215 code for a protein of 404 amino acids. Gene Ontology annotation, molecular function: serine-type endopeptidase activity. The transcript is spliced from 8 exons.
AUGAGGCCCGAGAGGGUGCGGGCUGGGCUGGAGGGGCCUGGGGCGCAGUGGCCGCGGUUCUGCGUGGAUGGAAUCACGGGGCCCGCGCACCGCGUCUGGCUGGAAGCCUCCGUGCGGAUGGACGGAUGGACCCGCUCGGCUUCUCACCGCGUCUACAGAUCCCCAGCCACAGCGAGGUCACGCUCCGGGGCUCUGUUGGCUUUGGACGGCUUCCUCGGCGGUCACCGUCCUGAGCAGCUCGGGGCAGGCCCUGCGGGGGAAUCUCCACGGCAGGUGAGUCAGGUCCUGGGCUUUGGCAUCGAGCCCCAACAGCUGUGCGUCUGUGAGCGGCCCGCCCUCCCCCCUCCCCCCUGCACAGGCCGCCUCAUUCUGCCUCUCUCGUCCUCAGCCACCCUCGGUGCAGCCGCCAUCUCCGCGCCCCCGGAGUGCGGAAGGCCGCAGCGGCUGGACAGGGUGGUGGGAGGCCAGGACAGCGGCGACGCCGAGUGGCCGUGGGUCGUGAGCAUCCGCAAGAACGGCACCCACCACUGCGCGGGCUCGCUGCUCACCAGGCGGUGGGUGGUCACUGCCGCCCACUGCUUCAAGGGUUACCUGGAGCAGCUCUCCCUGUUCUCCGUGCUGCUGGGGGCCUGGAAGCUGGGGAGCCCCGGGCCCCGCGCGCAGCGGGCGGGCAUCGCCUGGGUGCUGCCCCACCCCCGCUACUCCUGGAAGGAGGCCGCGGGCGCCGACAUCGCCCUGGUGCGCCUCGAUCCCCCCGUCCAGUUCUCCGAGCGGGUCCUGCCCAUCUGCCUUCCAGACGCUUCCGUCCGCCUCCCGCCGCACACCCAGUGCUGGAUUGCAGGCUGGGGGAGCAUCCGUGAUGGAGUGCCCCUGCCCCACCCUCAGACCCUGCAGAAGCUGAGGGUGCCCAUCAUCGACUCGGGGAUCUGCAGCCUCCUGUACUGGCGGGGAGCAGGGCAGGAAGCCAUCACCGAGGACAUGCUGUGUGCGGGCUACCUGGAGGGCCAGCGGGACGCCUGCCUGGGUGACUCCGGAGGACCCUUGGUCUGUGAGGAGAACGGGCGGUGGUAUCAGGUCGGCGUGGUAAGCUGGGGCCAGGGCUGCGGUCGGCCCAGGAAGCCUGGUGUCUACACCAACGUCAGUCAGCACUUCGACUGGAUCCAGACCGUGAUCCAGGGUGUGGAGGUGCGUAGGAGGCUGGCUGGGCUGGGCUGA